AUGGCAGACCCAACCAAGGCUGAGACCGAGAAAAUCUUCAAGGUCUUGAGGGCACAGAAGGGGAACAAGAUGUGCUUCGACUGUCAUGCCCGCAAUCCGACCUGGGCGAGUGUAUCGUUCGGGAUUUACAUCUGUCUGGAGUGCUCUAGUGUUCAUAGAAACAUGGGGGUGCACAUCAGCUUUGUGCGAUCGACCAACCUGGACAGUUGGCAAUUGAACCAGCUCAGGACCAUGAAGGUUGGCGGAAACUCAUCGGCAACAGACUUUUUCACGAAACAUGGCGGUUCGAUGGUCCUCAACGACUCAGAUACCAAGAAGAAAUACUCAAGCCGUGUCGCGGAGCUUUACAAGGAGGAGCUUGCACGACGCGUCAAGGAGGACGCGGCAAAAUUCCCCGAGCGCGUCGUUGUUGAGGGUAGCGGGGACCUGCUCGUCACUCCAGUACCCGCUGGGGCUGACGAAGACGACUUCUUCUCCUCCUGGAACAAGCCAGCAACCCCCAAUUCUCCUGCGUUCAUAUCUUCUAAGCCUGUGCCACCGAUCCUCGGGCGCGCCGCUAGCGUGCCUUCCGCCAAUGGCAGUACCCCGCCCGCUUCCCCGCGCACGAUCAGUUCCUCUUCGCUGCGCUCGGCGCAGUCAUCCGCUGGAUCGCGGCCCAACUCCAUGCUCGGUGCCUCUCGACUGACGUCGUCCUCGCCUGCGGUCAGCAUCCCCACAGCCGCCCCUGCGCCGCGUAAGUCGAAGCUCGGCGGGCUCGGUGCGAAGAAGGCGGUAGCGCCGCUGGACUUUGCUGAGGCUGAACGGCGCGCUGCAGAGGAGGCCGAACGUGUGCGGCAGCUCGGGUACGAUCGCGAGCAGGAGCGCAAGGAGGAGGAGCGUGCGCGCAAGGAGGCAGAGGCGGCCCCUCAGAGCGCAAAGGCGCCGCCGAAGUCGGCGAAGGUAGUGCCUACAACGCCAGUGAGCGCCCUGCCGACAGGGAACGCGCAGGACUUGGAGCGGCUGGGGAUGGGGAUGAAGCGGCUUGGAUUCGGCGCCGUCCCCGCGGCUCCGAGCACGUCAAAGGCGAGCGCGGCCGACGCCGACGCGCCGACGUUUGCGCGGGAGAAGUUCGGGAAACAGAAGGCGAUCUCGUCGGACAUGUACUUCGGGCGGAACGCGUACGACCCGUCGGCGUUAAAUGAGGCGCAGUCGCGACUGCAGACAUUCCAGGGUGCGUCGUCGAUCUCGUCGAACCAGUACUUUGGUCGCGAGGAGGAGGAAGAGCUUGGUGGGCUCGGUCCUGCAGGCGACGGGAACCUACUUGGGGAUGGGACAUUGUCAGGUUUAGAGAUGGCGGCCAAGGACGCGAUCCAGAAGGUGUUGGCGAAUCCGGAUGUGCAAAACGUGGGCGAGAGCAUCCGGGCGGGUGCACUCAAGUUGUCGGACUACUUAGCGCAAAUGUCGGAACGGUGAAGGACAACUUGUGCAAUGGACUCGUUCGCAGUGGAGCUGUCCCUUCUCAUACUGUCGUUGUUGGUUUGAAUGUUUCUAAGGAUAAAAUUUAAUAAUAUAAGGGAGAGGAUAUUUGACUGGGC
Molecule: messenger RNA, 1574 nt
Organism: Postia placenta MAD-698-R-SB12
Lineage: Eukaryota; Fungi; Basidiomycota; Agaricomycetes; Polyporales; Adustoporiaceae
Exons: 6
Coding region: 1-1452 (483 amino acids)
Biological process (GO): COPI coating of Golgi vesicle
Molecular function (GO): GTPase activator activity
Source: RefSeq, a predicted model, not a curated record